AUUUGCUUCACCAACCUUUUUCCUUACUAAGUUACUAUUCAUAUGUUCUCUCAUAUAUUGUCUCCAAUUAUUGUUGUACUCUCCAGAAAUUCAAGGGCGCAAUUUCUAUUGUGUAUGGAGCCAGAGGAAGAAAGGCCAUCAUUUUUCAAGGUCCUUGUUGGCGACUUCUCCCAGCAACUGCGUAUACCACGUGCAUUUGUGAAGAACUUUAAUAGCUGUGUACCGCCCAUCAGUGGCCUUAGAGGCCCUUGUGGAACAUGCUGGACUGUAAAUCUGAAAGAGAUCGAGAAAUCUAUUAUGAAAAAUGCAAUGAAGCUUGAGAUGUUGGUGAUCAACCCGUUUGGAAAAACUUAUAUGGAUGGAGUGUUUAGGGAUGUUAUCAAUCGGCAUAUAUACUCCAAACUCUAUGCCUGAACAUCCAUCUUGGAAGAAGAACGCGAAAGAUUAUGGGAAGAAGAACGCAGGGGAGUGGUCCAAGAAAAAUUAAGGAAAAUAAAGACUGAUGCACAAAUUAUAAUUCUGUAACAAUUGUCCGUUAAAAAAAUAAAGGCUUCUUGUUCUGCUGUUUAUCCAUGGUUGUAACCUUAUAUUUGUUGAUGUAUUCAAUGUAAUAUUAGUGUACAUGGAUUGUUUGACUUGUAGCUGAUGUCUAAAUUGAGCAUUU
Messenger RNA from Rosa rugosa (rugosa rose), 664 nucleotides. RefSeq names its product B3 domain-containing protein Os03g0622200-like. The record is from RefSeq and is a predicted model, not a curated record. The coding region runs from base 43 to 414 and encodes 123 amino acids. NCBI's taxonomy places the organism in Eukaryota, Viridiplantae, Streptophyta, Magnoliopsida, Rosales, Rosaceae. The transcript has 3 exons.